Messenger RNA from Naegleria gruberi, 321 nucleotides. RefSeq lists its product as uncharacterized. The record is from RefSeq and is a predicted model, not a curated record. The transcript has a single exon. The coding region runs from base 1 to 321 and encodes 106 amino acids. NCBI's taxonomy places the organism in Eukaryota, Heterolobosea, Eutetramitea, Acrasida, Naegleriidae.
AUGAAUGAGAUUUUGCAGUUGACUCACGAAUCGAUCAAACAUUUGGAUGUUUUCAUGUCGAAUUAUGUUCCUUACAUGAAAUCUAAUAUAUCAACAGAUUAUCCAGAUGAUAAAUUAUCAGAAUUGAAUUUCUUUGAUGGUGGAAUGGUGAAAUUGUGGAUUUUCAUGUUGGAGAAUUAUUCACUCACGAUGGUGACAAUUGUCUUGCCAUUUGUCAUUUUGUUUUUGAAUUAUUUCAUUCCUAGUGGAUUGAUGUGGUUGGUAGAGUGGUGCGACUUUGAUUUUCUGAGGAAAUAUAAGAUUCAACCUGUAAGUAGUUAA